UCUGUUGCAGAAACAUAUGACUGUCCUCCGGGACACCGAAAGUGUCGAGGAGGGCAAUGUAUCGCAGAAAAUAAAUGGUGUGACUUUUGGAGAGAUUGCCCUGAUAAUUCAGAUGAAGAUGACUGCGAGCUGAGACCAUGUAAACGAGACGAAUUUAAAUGUGACAACGGUCAAUGCAUUCCUGGUUAUUUACGAUGUUUUAAAGGGCCAAACACCGAGAGACUUGGAUGUGCCGAUUAUUCUCAUUUGAAACAAUGCCGAAACACAAAGUGUGAGUCGGAUCAGUUUAAAUGUCGCAAUGCUUACUGUAUUACACAAAAACAGGUGUGCAACGGGAAAACGGAUUGCCUAAUGUCAAAAUGGGACGAAUUUCAUUGUGCCUACAAAUGUCCGUAUCCCACAGACGAAUGCGCUUGUUUCGAUAUCUCAAUGAACUGUACAAAUCGCGGCCUUUUUCAUGUUCCUAAGAACAAUGAAGGAUCAAUUCAGUUUCAUCUCGCAGGAAACUUUCUAAACUACACACUUUCAGCUGAUACCUUUAAGAUGUAUGAUCUAACCAUACUGGACAUAAGUAAUAAUUCCUUAUCUACGAUUCCUCCAGAUUGUUUUGCUGGUCUAUGGAGAUUACAGUCUCUGAAUUUGGCUGACAACCAAUUGACAGAAAUCGAAAAUGACACUUUUGUUGGUUUAUCCGGAUUGCGUUCUUUGAACAUCGAAAGAAAUAAUAUACAAACCAUUUUGCCAAACGCUUUCAGAGGACUUUCCAGUUUAAGCACACUUGAUCUCAGUAAACAGCGUUUGACAUUCAUCGAAAAAAAUGUUUUCAAUGGCUUACGGAAACUUCGAUUCCUAAAUCUUUCCGGUAAUCAAAUAACAAAUAUUGAAGACGGGGCCUUUAAUGGACUUAAAAAUCUUUUAACAUUAGAUAUAUCAAAUAACAUGCUGAUUACUAUUGGAGAGAAUGUUUUCCACGGACUAACAAAUUUACACACACUUUACACAGAUGAAUAUCGGUUCUGCUGCCUUGCAAAAGGAGUCCCUGACUGUAACCCAAAACCUGAUGAAUUCUCGUCCUGCGAAGAUCUCAUGUCGAAUUAUGUUCUACGUGCCAGCAUAUGGAUAUUAGGGAUAACUGCUUCGUUUGGAAACGUUAUAGUUAUAAUAUGGAGGACGAGAGACAAAAGAAGUGGGAAGGUGCAUUCAUUCCUGAUCACUAAUCUCGCUCUAGGUGAUAUGUUUAUGGGUGUAUACCUCAUGAUUAUUGCUGUAGCGGACACAUACUACAGAGGCUCCUAUAUACUUUACGACAAGCUAUGGCGGAGCAGUAUAUUAUGUCAUUUUGCUGGAUUCAUAGCAACAUUUUCCAGUGAGCUUUCUGUAUUUACACUUACAGUUAUUACAUUGGAUCGUCUCAUCUGCAUCCUUUUCCCGUUCAGGUCUCACCGAAUGGGUUUGAAAGAAGCCCAACUUGCAAUGCUUGCACUGUGGAUCUUCGUCUUUUUUCUGUCUGCCGUGCCAUUAUUUGGCUUAGAAUAUUUCAAGGAUUUCUACAGUAGAUCAGGUGUUUGUCUGGCACUUCACAUCACUCCCGAUCGCCCACGUGGAUGGGAGUAUUCCGUCAUGAUCUUCCUGGCUGUCAACCUGCUAUCUUUCUUGAUCAUAUUCAUAUCAUAUCUUUGGAUGUUUAUUGUGGCCAAAAAGACUAGAAGUGCAGUGAGAACAGCAGAGACCAAGACGGACAGUGCUAUGGCAAAGCGUAUUACUUUGAUUGUACUCACUGAUUUCUUCUGCUGGAUACCAAUCAUUAUAUUGGGUAUAGCUUCAUUAUGCGGACAGAGAAUACCACCUGAAACGCCGGAUAUAGUUAGAAACAUAGAUAUAUCAUUUUCUCAACAAGAUCGCACAUCGGGGAAUUACUGGGAAAGAACCAAUUCCAAUUACAGACAAUUUGAAAUCAUGCGAAUGCGUCCAAUGACCAAGUGCUCUUCAUCGCAGACGCCGGCUAAUAACGGCAUCAAGGUAGAAGAAUAUAUUCCAAAAGAUAUGAAAUUAGAAAAGUUGAAAUCGGAACAGGACUCUGCACAUUCUCAGGUGGAAGUGACACAGACAGAAGAUUUUGUCUAA
Octopus bimaculoides (California two-spot octopus) is the source of this 2124-nucleotide messenger RNA. Its product is annotated as G protein-coupled receptor GRL101. Gene Ontology annotation, molecular function: G protein-coupled peptide receptor activity; protein binding. The record is from RefSeq and is a predicted model, not a curated record. Gene Ontology annotation, biological process: hormone-mediated signaling pathway; activation of adenylate cyclase activity; adenylate cyclase-activating G protein-coupled receptor signaling pathway. Gene Ontology annotation, cellular component: plasma membrane. NCBI's taxonomy places the organism in Eukaryota, Metazoa, Mollusca, Cephalopoda, Octopoda, Octopodidae.